UUUUGUUUUUUGUUUACAUUUCUUCUUCUUCUUCUUCUCUCUCUCUCUCGCCGUCAGGUUUUGCCCAAUAAUCUCGGUCGUCUUCACUCCCGCGAGUUUUUCUCGGGAAAAUUUCCCAAUUCCAAGCUCCAUUGAAGCAAAUCGAAGUCAAAGUAAAGAAGGUUUCGUUUCUCUUCCUUUUUCGACUUUGGAGCUUGUAAAUAGCGUAUGGAUUUUACCUGGUUAUGGAUAGAAUCAUAGCUCGUAUGAAGAAAUCAUCAGGACGAAGAGCAGAUAACACUAAGACUACUCCUGUACGGCGAUUAGAGAGGAGAGAUGCGACGAGGCAUAUCAAUUAUGAUGCUGGCUCUUGUUCUAGUUCGUCAGCUGAAGAUCUCUCCGUUUCGACUUCUUCGUUGAUGACUCGUUCUCUUGAGUUCCCAGAUCGAACUAGUUUUCGAAUCGGUGGUGGUGGUGAGGGAGAGAUGGAUCGGAUUUAUCGGUCUCUUGGUGUUUCUGGUCCUGAUGAUUUGGCUAUUUCGUUUGAUGCUUGGGAGGCUUGUAAGAAGCGUUCUUCUUCUGAUGUUGUUAAUAGGUUUAAGUCUUUUGAGCUUGAUAGUCAUAAGUUUCAGGCUCAGGAUUGGAGUGAUGCUGGUCGUAGUGGUGUUGAUGUUGGCUCUAAUUCAACGAAUGGGAAUAUUAGUAAGUUGACUCGUUCUCAGUCUAGGGAUAUUGGGAAUUUUACUCAGUUUAUGCCUUCCAAGACGAGUGAGGUUGAGAGUUUAAGUACUUCGGUGGAUAAUGAAGUAGUUGAUGGUGGUACGGUAGAGAAUAGGCGUGUUUUUGAACGGAGACCGACUAUUUUGGUGAAGUCAAAAGGGUAUCUUGUUCCCAAUGAUGUGGUGGCUGUUGGUGGUGGUAUAAAAGGGGUAAGACCACCGGUACUUAAGCCUCCUCCGUCGUUGAAACGACCUCCUAUUGAUCUUCACGGAUCAUCUUGGGAUUUCCUUACCCAUUUUGCUCCAGCUGAAACUGUUGCGCGUCCGAGUACCUCUUCUUCUUCCGAAAAUGGGUGUGUUGAAGAGGAAGCUAGGGAAGAGGAAUCGGAAAUGGAAGGUACGGGUGUUAUGUUGGGAGAUACGGCUGACGAGGCAUGCUCAUUCACUACAAACGAGGGUGAAACCUCUAGUACAGUGUCAAAUACUUCGCCGAUUUAUGCCUCUGGAGGAUCUAUCAUCACUUCUUGGCAAAAGGGUCAACUUCUGGGACGAGGAUCAUUUGGCUCUGUGUAUGAAGGCAUUUCAGGAGAUGGGGACUUCUUUGCUGUCAAGGAAGUUUCACUACUUGAUCAGGGAAGUCAGGCAAAAGAGUGCAUACAACAACUUGAGGGGGAGAUUAAACUACUUAGUCAGCUACAGCAUCAGAAUAUCGUGCGAUAUCGAGGCACAGCCAAAGAUGAGGCUAAUUUGUACAUCUUUCUUGAGCUUGUAACUCAAGGGUCCCUUUUAAAACUUUACCAAAGAUACCAGCUACGGUACUCUGUAGUCUCCAUGUACACCAGACAAAUUCUUGAUGGUUUAAAAUAUCUCCACGAUAAAGGUUUUAUUCACAGGGACAUCAAAUGUGCAAAUAUAUUGGUGGAUGCUAAUGGCGCCGUCAAACUUGCAGAUUUUGGAUUGGCAAAGGUGUCAAAGUUAAAUGACAUUAAGUCCUGCAAGGGAACUCCAUUUUGGAUGGCGCCAGAGGUUAUUAACCCCAAGCGUAAUGAUGGGUAUGGAAGUCCAGCUGAUAUAUGGAGCCUUGGAUGCACUGUGUUGGAGAUGUUGACUGGUCAGAUCCCUUACUCCGAUCUAGAACCCGUUCAAGCCCUGUUUAGGAUCGGAAGGGGUACGCUUCCAGAAAUACCUAAUACUAUAUCACAAGACGCUCAGGAUUUCAUACUUAAGUGUUUGAAGGUGAACCCGGAUGAGCGACCAACUGCAGCUGAACUACUAAACCAUCAAUUUGUGAGAAGACCCUUACCAUCCUUGAGCUCAGGAGGCUCAGGAUCAGCGUCUCCAGGUUUCUUUAGUAGAUUGCCUCAAUAGGGGUAACCAGAAGAUUUAUAAGCGAUUUAAACCCCAUAGAAAAACUAUCGGGGAGACUCGAGAUAUGAUUCUUCGACACACUAUGCGGUUCAGUAGGGUUCCGCAACAACAACAAGAAGAGCUAAACAAACAUCCUGGAGACAUAUAUAUAUAUCUUCAGGUAGUUUAUGUCUCUCACUUCGUUGGUUUAUUUGUUUGUAAGUUAUGUGUGUUGGGGGGCUUAUUUUUCAAAACUGAAGAGCCUUAGUUGAAUUAUAGUUUUUGGGUGUAUAGGUUUUGUUUUAGUUUUUGUUAAAAAUUUAUAGUGUAUCUAUGUAUCAUGUAAUGUUGUAAUGUAUAAUUAUAGUUGGUUCUUUUAUGUAGUGUUGUUGUUAUUGUGAACCAGUCUUAUUAUUUUAUCAUGUCUUUGGUUCUUAACGUUGACGAGA
Molecule: messenger RNA, 2494 nt
Organism: Capsella rubella
Lineage: Eukaryota; Viridiplantae; Streptophyta; Magnoliopsida; Brassicales; Brassicaceae
Product: mitogen-activated protein kinase kinase kinase 1
Exons: 9
Coding region: 225-2066 (613 amino acids)
Biological process (GO): protein phosphorylation
Molecular function (GO): protein kinase activity; ATP binding
Source: RefSeq, a predicted model, not a curated record